UGAAGUUUAAUAAGGUUAAUAUCUUCUCUUUUUUUCUAUUUCCAUUAGGAAACCAGUGGAGUUUUAUAAAUAAUAGCCUUCACACUCAGAGCCUGAGCAGAUCUACUAAAGGCAACAGUAGCCUAGAUAGACUGUAUUCCCGGAAGAUCAGAAAACAGCUUGUACAUCAUAAACAGCAACUUAACUUAUUAAAAGCAAAACAGAAGGCUUUGGUGGAACAGAUGGAAAAAGAGAAAAUACAAAGCAACAAAGGAUCAUCAUACAAACUUUUAGUAGAACAGGCAAAACUAAAGCAGGCUACUUCAAAGCACUUCAAGGACCUAAUACGCUUACGUCGGACAGCAGAAUGGCCUCGUUCUACUUUAGAUACAGAAGUAUCAACGGCAAAGGAAACUCCAGAAAUUGAACCACUUCCAUUUACACUGGCACACGAACGCUGUAUUUCUGUAGUACAGAAGCUGGCACUCUUUCUCUUGUCCAUGGACUUUACUUGCCAUGCAGAUUUACUUCUGUUUGUUUGUAAGGUCCUUGCUAGAAUUGCAAAUGCUACAAGACCAACAAUUCAUUUAUGUGAGAUUGUAAAUGAGACUCAGUUGGAAAGAUUGUUGCUGCUUCUUGUUGGAACUGACUUUAACAGAGGAGACAUCUCUUGGGGAGGAGCAUGGGCUCAGUAUUCUCUGACUUGUAUGCUGCAGGAUAUUCUAGCAGGAGAGUUGUUGGCACCGAUAGCUGCUGAAGCUAUGGAAGAAAGUGCUUUGGGAGAAGAUGCUGGAGCUUCAGCUGGGGAUUCUGAUGACUCUCUCCAACAGUCCACAGUUCAGUUAGUGGAAACAAUAGAUGAGCCUUUGACACAUGACAUCACAGGUGCUCCACCUCUGUCAUCUUUGGAAAAAGAUAAGGACAUUGACCUUGAACUACUGCAAGAGUUGAUGGAAGUUGAUAUUGAUCCUUUGGAUAUUGAUUUGGAAAAAGAUCCCCUUGCAGCCAAAGUGUUCAAGCCUAUAAGCAGCACCUGGUACGAUUACUGGGGUGCAGACUACGGCACCUACAAUUACAAUCCUUACAUUGGAGGUGUUGGAAUUCCAGUUGCAAAACCACCAGUGACUACAGAGAAAAAUGGAUCACAAACUGUGAGCGUUUCGGUCUCUCAAGCUUUAGAUGCACGUCUAGAAGUUGGACUUGAACAGCAGGCUGAGCUGAUGCUGAAAAUGAUGUCCACGCUGGAGGCUGAUUCCAUUCUACAGGCGUUAACAAACACGUCCCCUACAUUAACCCAGUCUCCUAGCGGAACAGAUGAUUCAUUGCUAAGAGGAUUACAUGCUGCUAACCAAAAUGCCCAGUUGAUGGUACAGUUGUCAUCUAUACCUAUGCUGAGUGCAUGCUUCAACAAACUCUUUUCCAUGCUACAAGUCCACCAUGUUCAGCUUGAAUCCCUUUUACAGUUAUGGCUCACAUUAAGCCUGAAUUCCAGCUCCUCUGGAAGUAAAGAUAGUGGCGCUGAUAUUUUCCUUUAUAACGCAAACCGAAUACCUGUAAUUUCCUUGAACCAAGCUUCAGUAACUAGCUUCCUGUCAGUUCUGGCGUGGUAUCCUAAUACCUUGCUCCGGACGUGGUGCCUUGUGCUUCAUAGCCUAACUCUCAUGACAAAUAUGCAGCUUAAUGCUGGUCCAAGCAGUGCCAUUGGAGCUCAGGAAAGUACUGCCCAAUUGUUGGUGUCAGAUCCAAACCUCAUUCAUGUGUUAGUGAAAUUUCUUUCCGGCACUAAUCCUCAUGGAACAAAUCAACACAGUCCACAGGUUGGGCCAACAGCAACGCAAGCUAUGCAAGAAUUUCUUACUCGAUUACAAGUGCACCUUUCUUCAACUUGUCCUCAGAUGUUCAGUGAAUUUUUGUUGAAAUUGAUACAUAUACUUUCAACAGAAAGGGGUGCUUUCCAAACAGGCCAGGGACCCUUGGAUGCACAAGUGAAACUCUUGGAAUUUACCCUGGAACAGAAUUUUGAAGUUGUAUCAGUUAGCACUAUUUCUUCAGUGAUUGAGUCUAUAACCUUCCUUGUGCAUCACUACAUUACGUGUUCGGACAAAGUGAUGUCUCGCAGCGGCUCAGACAGCUCUGUGGGUGCUCGAGCGUGUUUUGGAGGGCUUUUUGCCAAUAUUAUCCGUCCCGGUGAUGCCAAAGCAGUUUGUGGAGAAAUGACAAGGGAUCAACUUAUGUUUGACUUGUUAAAGCUGGUCAACAUUUUAGUUCAACUGCCGCUCUCCAGUAACCGAGAAUAUAGUGCCCGUGCUCCAGUAGCAAGCAGUACUACAGACAGCGUGUCUGAUGAAGAAAAGGUUUCAGGAGGCAAAGAUGGCAAUGGAAGCAACCCUAACACUCAAGGUUCAACUGCGUAUGUGGCAGACUUGGUGUUAGCCAACCAACAAAUUAUGAGCCAGAUUUUGUCUGCACUUGGCCAGUGUAACAGCAGUGCUAUGGCAAUGAUUAUUGGUGCGAGUGGUUUACACCUCACUAAACAUGAAAACUUCCAUGGUGGAUUAGAUGCAAUAUCAGUUGGAGAUGGGUUGUUCACGAUCCUGACCACGCUUAGUAAAAAAGCAACAACGGUGCAAGUGAUGCUUCAGCCAAUUCUUACCUACAUGGCCUGUGGGUACAUGGGAAGACAAGGUUCUCUUGCCACUUGUCAAUUAUCUGAGCCACUGCUUUGGUUCAUUUUAAGAGUGUUGGAUACAAGUGAUGCACUGAAGGCUUUCCAUGAUAUGGGUGGUGUUCAGCUUAUUUGCAACAACAUGGUAACAAGCACAAGAGCUAUUGUUAACACAGCAAGAAGUAUGGUUUCAACUAUUAUGAAAUUUCUUGAUUCUGGUCCCACCAAAGCAACAGAUAGCAGUUUGAAAGCUAGAGUGCUAGCUUCUGAGCCUGAUAAUGCAGAAGGAAUUCACAAUUUUGCACCUUUGGGUUCCAUCACCUCAAGCAGUCCUACUGCUCAGCCUGCUGAAGUGCUGUUGCAGGCUACUCCUCCCCACAGACGAGCUCGCUCUGCUGCGUGGUCGUACAUAUUUUUACCAGAGGAAGCUUGGUGUGACCUCACGAUUCACCUUCCCGCAGCUGUGCUGCUGAAGGAGAUCCACAUCCAGCCUCACCUGGCCUCUCUGGCGACUUGCCCGUCAUCCGUAUCUGUUGAAAUCAGCGCAGAUGGUGUCAAUAUGUUACCUUUGUCAACUCCUGUGAUCACAAGCGGUCUCACGUACAUAAAAAUCCAGCUGGUAAAAGCUGAAGUUGCCUCAGCUGUCUGCCUUCGCCUCCAUCGCCCUCGGGAUGCCAGUACCCUGGGCCUCUCUCAGAUCAAACUGUUAGGCCUCACGGCCUUUGGAAACACCUCAUCAGCAACCGUCAAUAAUCCCUUCCUUCCCUCUGAGGACCAGGUCUCUAAAACAAGUAUUGGAUGGUUAAGAUUAUUACACCACUGCCUCACUCACAUCAGUGAUUUAGAAGGAAUGAUGGCUAGUGCUGCAGCACCCACUGCUAAUCUGUUGCAGACGUGUGCUGCUUUACUAAUGUCACCUUACUGUGGUAUGCAUUCUCCAAACAUUGAGGCUGUGCUUGUAAAAAUUGGGCUUCAGUCCACCAGAAUAGGCCUAAAAUUGAUUGACAUUCUUCUAAGAAACUGCUCAGCAUCAGGGAGUGAUCCUGCAGAUCUGAAUAGCCCUUUACUGUUUGGAAGAUUAAAUGGUCUCUCUUCUGACUCCACAAUAGACAUUCUUUAUCAGCUUGGAACAACUCAAGACCCUGGAACAAAAGAUAGAAUUCAAGCACUGCUGAAAUGGGUCAGCGAUUCUGCAAGAGUUGCAGCUAUGAAAAAAAGCGGCCGGGUCAGCUACGUUUGUCCCAACAGUUCAACCCGAGAGUAUGGUCUUUUGAUGCCGUCUCCUUCCCAUUUGCAUUGCGUGGCGGCCAUUUUGUGGCAUAGUUAUGAAUUGCUUGUUGAAUAUGAUUUACCAGCGUUACUGGACAGAGAGCUCUUUGAGUCACUGUUUAACUGGUCCAUGUCUCUUCCCUGCAACAUGGUUUUGAAGAAAGCCGUUGAUAGUUUGCUUUGCUCAAUGUGCCACAUCCACCCGAAUUAUUUUUCCUUACUCAUGGGAUGGAUGGGUAUCACUCCUCCUCCAAUGCAGUGUCAACACAGACUGUCCAUGACUGAUGACAGCAAAAAGCAGGACCUUAGUUCAUCUUUGACUGAUGACUCUAAAAACGCACAAGCCCCUCUUGCACUAACAGAGUCUCACCUGGCUACUCUUGCUGCCUCAUCUCAGUCUCCUGAAGCUAUCAAGCAAUUACUGGACUCAGGUUUGCCUUCACUGCUUGUAAGAAGUCUUGCUAGUUUUUGCUUUAACCAUACUUCUAGCUCUGACUGCACUGCACAAUCAAUGGAUAUCACCCAGGACAGGCUCAGGAGGCAUCAUGUUCCACAGCACUUUAAUAAAAUGCCUAUCACAGCGGACCUGGUUGCUCCUGUUCUCAGGUUUUUGACAGAAGUUGGCAACAGCCACAUGAUGAAGGAUUGGUUGGGUGGCUCCGAAGUCAAUCCAUUGUGGACAGCCCUUUUAUUUCUGUUGUGCCAUUCUGGUGCUACUUCUGGAGGACACAAUGUGACGGCACAACAGACCAGUGCAAGAUCUAGCUUGCUUUCUUCAGCCGUAACAACAGGGUUGACCACUCAGCAGCGGACGGCAAUUGAAAAUGCAACCGUUGCUUUCUUCUUACAGUGUAUCUCUUGCCAUCCUAAUAACCAGAGACUUAUGGCACAGGUUCUCUGUGAAUUGUUCCAGUCCUCUCCUCAGCGUGGGAACCUCCCAACUUCUGGAAAUAUUUCAGGAUUUAUUAGGAGGCUUUUUUUGCAGCUGAUGCUAGAGGAUGAGAAAGUGACUUUGUUUCUUCAAUCCCCAUGUCCACUGUACAAAGGUAGAAUUAAUGCUACUAGUCAUGUAAUUCAACAUCCAAUGUAUGGAGCUGGACACAAAUUUCGUACUCUUCACUUGCCUGUCUCAACAACUCUAGCAGAGGUUCUUGAUCGUGUGUCAGAUACACCUAGUAUUACAGCUAAGCUAAUUAAUGAGCAGAAGGAAGAUAAGGAAAAAAAGAACUAUGAAGAGAAAGAAAAAGUUAAAGCAGAAAAUGGAUUUCAGGACAAUUACAGCGUUGUUGUUGCUUCUGGUUUGAAAUCUCAGUCAAAAAGAGCUGUUUCAUCCACCCCUCCACGUCCACCAUCAAGGCGAGGAAGAGUGCUGGCGGAUAAAGUAGGUACCUCUUCUUCAGGAGGAGAAUCAUCCAGCAAGACCAUUAGUGUUCCAGUCUUUCAUCUAUACCAUAAACUUCUACCAGGCCAGCCGUUACCAGCUGAAAUGACACUUGCCCAGCUUCUGACUCUACUGUAUGACCGUAAACUCCCUCAAGGAUACCGGUCAAUAGAUUUGACGGUUAAGCUUGGUUCCAAAGUCAUCUCAGAUCCAAGCUUAUCAAAAACAGACUCAUUUAAACGUCUUCACACAGAAAAAGAGCAUGCAGAUUUGCUGGGACCUUGCCCUGAAGAUGAAGCCAUCAGUCCUGGGGAUGAGUGUAUGGAUACAGUUCUAGAUGAAUCGCUUCUUGAAACCUGUCCAAUUCAGUCUCCACUGCAAGUUUUUGCAGGAAUGGGUGGAUUGGCCCUCAUUGCAGAGAGGCUCCCUAUGCUCUAUCCUGAUGUAAUUCAGCAAGUGAGCACUCCGGUGGUUACAUCGACCACGCAGGAAAAGCAGAAGGACAGUGAUCAGUUUGAAUGGGUUACCAUUGAACAAUCAGGGGAACUGGUGUAUGAAGCACCAGAAACAAUUGCUGCAGAACCUCCACCGAUCAAGUCCACAGUUCAGACUAUGUCUCCCAUACCUGCGCAUUCUUUGGCUGCCUUUGGUUUAUUUCUUCGUCUCCCGGGCUAUGCUGAGGUGCUGCUAAAAGAACGGAAACAUGCUCAGUGUCUGUUGAGAUUGGUGUUGGGAGUUACAGAUGAUGGUGAAGGAAGUCAUAUCCUGCAGUCUCCUUCAGCAAACGUGCUUCCAACUCUGCCCUUCCAUGUGCUGCGCAGUUUGUUCAGCACCACACCGUUGACUACUGAUGAUGGAGUGCUGCUUAGGCGGAUGGCACUGGAGAUCGGGGCUAUACAUCUCAUCCUCGCUUGUCUGUCUGCUCUAAGCCACCAUGCACCAAGAGUGCCCAACUCUAGUCCCAACCAGGCAGAGCCACAGAUAUCAAGUACACACAACAGUGCAUCAACAGAAGAACAGCAGUUGUACUGGGCUAAGGGUACAGGCUUUGGAACAGGCUCCACAGCUUCAGGAUGGGAUGUUGAACAAGCUCUGACUAAGCAAAGGCUAGAAGAAGAGCAUGUGACCUGCCUUCUACAGGUUCUUGCCAGUUACAUAAAUCCUGCAGGGAGUACGUCAAAUGGAGAGACGCAAACUAGCCAUGAGGGGAGGGGACAGAACAGCAGUGCUCUUCCAUCCGUUCUCCUAGAGCUCCUCAGUCAGUCUUGCCUCAUCCCAGCCAUGUCGUCAUACCUCCGCAACGAUUCGGUUUUGGAUAUGGCCCGGCAUGUUCCCCUUUACCGAGCUCUGCUAGAGUUACUCCGUGCUAUUGCAUCCUGCACGUCGAUGGUACCAUUACUGCUUCCUCUGUCGGGAGAAAGUAGUGAAGAGGAGGAGGAACAGUUGGAGUCACAAGCUUCUGUUGGGACUUUGUUGGCUAAAAUGAAGACCUGUGUAGAUACCUACACCAACCGACUGAGGUCUAAAAAAGACAAAGCUAAAGCAGGAGUAAAACCAGAUACGUCUGAUCAAGAACCAGAGGGGCUGACACUUCUGGUGCCAGACAUCCAAAAGACUGCAGAGAUCGUUUAUGCUGCUACCACCAGUUUGCGCCAAGCAAACCAAGAGAAGAAGAUGGCUGAAUACUCCAAAAAGGCUGCUGUGAAGCCCAAGCCUUUGUCUGUUUUACGGUCUCUUGAAGAAAAGUAUGUAGCUGUCAUGAAGAAACUCCAGUUUGAUACAUUUGAAAUGGUUUCUGAAGAUGAUGAUGGAAAAUUGGUUUUUAAAGUAAAUUACCACUACAUGUCUCAGGUGAAAAAUGCAAGUGACGCCAACAGCGCUGCCAGAGCCCGACGUCUUGCUCAAGAAGCUGUGACGCUUUCAACCUCUCUGCCUCUCUCAUCUUCGUCCAGCGUCUUCGUACGUUGUGAUGAGGAGCGGCUUGACAUCAUGAAGGUUCUCAUUACUGGUCCUGCAGACACCCCUUACGCAAAUGGUUGCUUUGAGUUUGAUGUCUAUUUCCCACAAGACUACCCGAAUUCCCCUCCGCUUGUGAACCUGGAAACAACUGGAGGCCACAGCGUGAGAUUUAAUCCAAACCUCUACAACGACGGCAAGGUGUGUUUAAGCAUACUUAACACAUGGCAUGGGAGGCCAGAAGAGAAGUGGAAUCCCCAAACAUCAAGUUUUUUGCAGGUGUUGGUGUCUGUCCAGUCCCUGAUACUGGUGGCAGAACCGUAUUUCAACGAGCCGGGCUAUGAACGGUCCAGAGGCACACCGAGCGGCACCCAGAGCUCCAGGGAGUACGACGGGAACAUACGGCAGGCAACGGUCAAGUGGGCGAUGCUGGAACAAAUCAGAAAUCCAUCCCCGUGUUUUAAGGAGGUCAUCCACAAACAUUUUUACUUGAAAAGAGUGGAGAUCAUGGCUCAGUGUGAGGAGUGGAUAGCGGACAUCCAGCAGUACAGCAGUGACAAACGGGUAGGCAGGACUAUGUCCCAUCACGCAGCAGCUCUAAAGCGUCAUACAGCUCAGCUGCGGGAAGAACUGCUGAAGCUUCCCUGCCCGGAAGGUCUGGAUCCAGACGCUGACGACUCCCCGGAAAAGUGCAGCGCCGCCACAAGUUCCGACGAGACUGUGUUGCACGAACAGGUUAAACCCAGCAGCAGCAAAGACCUGCCCGCCGAUUUCAAAUUAUGAGGUGAAUUGACAUGGACUCUCUAGACACAAAGGCUUUGAAGCACAAGCCAAAUAUGUCCAUAUUUGUAUGUAAGAAGCUAAUUAUGUAAUAGGUAAUGAAAUUGAAACUAUACUAUGCCCUUAAGGAUAUACAGUUUAAUUCAAGAUGAUCUUUUAUUUACCUGUACAAGAGUGUAAACUUUUUUGUGCUUUUAUUUUUCAAUUGUGAGAACCACUGAUUGGUAUGUUUAAAAAGUUAUGUAUACAAGAAAUGGAUAAAUCACUGAUAUAUAAGGGAAACUACCUUAGGAAAGAAUGUUUACUGAAUGUUUAUUAUUUUUUUUUACUUGUAGAGUGAGGGCGGUUGUAACAAAGAAUAUAUAUUGGUCAUUCUUACAGCUACUAUUUAAAGUCAGAAAAUUUUCACUGAAUUUGAUAGAUUUUACGUUUGGCCAUAUAUUCAUGCUCAUAUUUGAUUCUAAAGAAAACCUCCUGUAUACUUCAAUAAACGUUAAAUGAACAUGAUCCCUCUUUUAUGAUUUACUGGUACAUUUUUUAAAUAAACUGCCAUAAAACACGUUCUAGCUGAAGACUUGCACUUGUGUGACUGAAUUCAUUACAGUCAACAGAUUUAAUUUUAUGCUUACUACUUCUAGAAUGCAGAUGAAAUAAAUGCACAUGGUUUUACCUCAUG
Messenger RNA from Leptosomus discolor (cuckoo roller), 8706 nucleotides. NCBI's taxonomy places the organism in Eukaryota, Metazoa, Chordata, Aves, Leptosomiformes, Leptosomidae. The record is from RefSeq and is a predicted model, not a curated record.